Dipodomys spectabilis (banner-tailed kangaroo rat) is the source of this 1404-nucleotide messenger RNA. RefSeq names its product chromosome unknown C1orf141 homolog (gene CUNH1orf141). Bases 1 to 1404 code for a protein of 467 amino acids. The record is from RefSeq and is a predicted model, not a curated record. NCBI's taxonomy places the organism in Eukaryota, Metazoa, Chordata, Mammalia, Rodentia, Heteromyidae. The transcript is spliced from 5 exons.
AUGCCAGGAGGCCCCGUGGCUACCAGCCCGGCGCGGCGAGCCAGAGGACUGUUCCCAUCAGGUCUCCAUUUCUUGAAGCAGCAGAGCCGCUUGACUGGGGUGGGGAAGCAACGUCAGUCACUUCCGUGGUCACUUCCGUGGCUCCCUCGCACUCCCGACCCCGCCUCGGCCUCGCCUCGCUGCUGCUCCCAGCCUGGGCCUCAGCUGCCUCGCCUGCCCCACCUGGCCGGCCAACUGCCACCGCGCAUGCGCCCAACUCUCAAAAUGAAAAUGAAAAGAGGAAAUCUUUGUAUCCUGUUGACUUCAAAUCGGCAAAUGAAAGGGUCCACUCUCAAAUCUUACUCUGAGCCUAUUCCUUUAGAUGAGACUCUCAUCUAUGUCAGCCCUUUGCUCCAGGUCACCUCAAUCCUGAUGGACAAGGCUCUUGGCAAGCCUAGAUAUUCUAACUCCCAUGUGAAUCAUGGGAGACCUGGAAUGCAAAUGUCUUCUUGCAUCCUCUUCACGAAACUGAAGCCACCCUCUGUUGGCAUGAAGUUGUCCUGCAAACCUUCUCUCAGACUCUCAGCAAAAGAUGGGGCCAAUAGACCUCCACCCGUGCUGUUCUCCUCCAUCUACACAGCAAGAUCAUUUCCUCUACCGAUAAACAAUUGUAGAACAAGAGAAAAUAGAAAAAUCAGGAAUCGUCCAUUACAUAAAUAUCAUUCGGCAAAGAAGGAAGAUUUGAUCCCCUUGUGCAUUGAAGAUGAACUGAAAAACCCAAAGGCCAAGAUAAUCGACAUAAGUACAACCAAGAGAGGAACAUCUCACAUGGAACAAAGUGAAACACAUCCCAUGAUUUUCCAUGACUCAAGACAUAUACAAGCAUUACUUUUGAGAAGAAAUAGAUUUUCUUCCCAUUUUAAGGAAAGAGAACAUUUUUACCAAUACAGAAGAACAAAUUUUGUUUUAGAAAGAAAUUGUGCCAUCCUAAAGUCUUUAAUCAGAGAGCCAUCUGUUCCUGUCUGCAAACCCCAAGGUUCGUUGUCCACAGCAGAGAAAGGAGCUAUAAAAGCUAUAGCUACUGAAAUGAUCCACAGAGCUGUGCAUGAUAAACCAAAGAUGCAAAUUAGUAGUCAGGCUACUACUAUAAAACCUUGGAGUAAAUUUCACAAUUUAUCACAGACCUUUUCCAACCUAACAAAGAAAUUUGUGGGUUACUUUGAUAAGACAAUUAUUCAUGAAGGGAGUGCUGGAAGUGGAAAAGUAGAAGAAAUAGCUUCCACAAUGAGACCAAUAAGCUCACCCAAAAUCUAUACCUCAUCCAUCAAAUGUUACCCAAAGCAUGUGAAAAAUGUACUUGCAGUACAUCGAAUAGAUAAUCUAAGUCCUCUGGAUGACUUGUUAACAUCAUCAAGGAAAAUUUAA